Messenger RNA from Apis laboriosa (Himalayan honeybee), 665 nucleotides. RefSeq lists its product as uncharacterized. Lineage: Eukaryota; Metazoa; Arthropoda; Insecta; Hymenoptera; Apidae. The transcript is spliced from 2 exons. The record is from RefSeq and is a predicted model, not a curated record. The coding region runs from base 49 to 630 and encodes 193 amino acids.
CAGUGUUUUAUUAGUCGAUUUAAAGAUAUCUUGUUAUAUAUUAAAAUUAUGGUUAAUGAAAAUAUUGACGAACAAAUUUUAACACUUUAUAAUGAACGAAAAUGGAUAGAUAUCAUUAAUUUAAAUUGUAGUUUAAUUAAGUUAGAUAAAAGCAGAUUAUUUUGGGUUCUACCAACUAUUAAUGAUUUACAAUGGAUAAAAGAAGUAAUUGAUCAAAAUAAUAUGAUUGGAUUAAUUAGCAUAGGAUGCGGUUGUGGUUUAUUAGAAUGGUUGUUUGAGCAAUAUUCUGGUUUAAAUGUGAUCGGUAUAGAAUUAGAUCGCUCAUGGUGGUGUAGUAAAUAUUCACCACCUUUAUUUUUAAAAAAUAUUGUUUUCAUUCGUGAAGAUAAUUUUCUUUUGCCGGAUAAAUAUGCUCUUUUAUUCUGUUAUUUUAAUGACGCAUUCGCUUUUCAUAAUUAUAUGAAAGAUUAUAAAGGCAAUCUUAUCUUCGUUAUUGGACCAAAAACAGGAGAAUAUCGAUGGACAAAUCCAAUGCCAUUUGAUAAAGCAUUUAAUAAGUUUGGUUGGAAAUUAAUAGGUAAAAAAAAAAUGGAACGAACAAAUGAUUUUAUUACAGUCUACAAUAAAUGAUUAAAUUUUGUAAAAAUAAAAUUUUGAAAAAACAU